Molecule: messenger RNA, 2463 nt
Organism: Hemiscyllium ocellatum (epaulette shark)
Lineage: Eukaryota; Metazoa; Chordata; Chondrichthyes; Orectolobiformes; Hemiscylliidae
Gene: rnd2
Product: Rho family GTPase 2
Exons: 5
Coding region: 74-769 (231 amino acids)
Biological process (GO): small GTPase-mediated signal transduction
Molecular function (GO): GTPase activity; GTP binding
Source: RefSeq, a predicted model, not a curated record
GGGAGCUAAAAGUACAGCAAAAAUAGCGCGCUGUUUCCUCGCACUGUGAAUGACUAGUUGAAGGCGACAGUCAAUGAGCCAGACCAUGGAGAAUCAAAUCGCUCGUUGCAAGAUUGUUGUAGUUGGGGAUGCGCAAUGUGGGAAAACUACUUUAUUACAUGUAUUUGCUAAGGAUUGUUAUCCCGAGAAUUAUGUUCCCACUGUGUUUGAGAAUUACACAGCGAGUUUCGAAAUUGACAAGCAGAGGAUCGAGUUGAACAUGUGGGACACUUCAGGAUCAGCGUAUUAUGACAAUGUGCGCCCACUGGCCUACCCUGAUUCAGAUGCCGUGCUAAUCUGUUUUGACAUCAGUCGUCCAGAGACUCUCGACAGUGUUUUAAAGAAGUGGCAAAGUGAGACCCAGGAAUUCUGUCCCAGUGCUAAAGUGCUGGUGGUCGGGUGUAAGAUCGACAUGAGGACAGAUCUGAACGUGCUGAGGGAACUUUCAAAACAGAGACUUAUUCCAGUCACACACGAACAGGGCAGUACAGUGGCUCGCCAAAUAGGAGCAACGGCCUAUGUGGAAUGUUCAUCUAAAGUUUCUGAGAACAGUGUCCGUGAUGUUUUCCACGUUACAACCCUGGCUUCUGUAAAUAAGAUGCAGAAAAAUCUGAAACGCAGCAAUUCCAAGCGAGGAUUAAAGAGGGUGUCGCAAAUGCCUGGGAGGACUGACUUACUGGAAGGAUCCGAGAUCAGAAAGGACCGUGCUAAAAGUUGCUCCAUGAUGUGAAGAACGAACUUAUCAUUAUUUGUAUUUAUUGUGCAUUUUGUACAGUAAACUGGCACAGAAGCAACAGGAUUGUUGCCUAGUCCAAGGUCGGCUAAGGCUUUUCCUUCAGCCUAGGCCUCAAAACUGGCUAUUUCUGAAUCCAGAGAGCUGUUGCUUAUUUAUGAGGCUUGCAGAUUGACUGUUGCUGUGUUGGCUUCUUGUGCAAAGGAACUAAUGAAGAGGAAGAUUAACCAAGUGUUUGAAUGUUUGUGAAACUGUGUUGCUAAGGGAGAUGUGGGCUGUUUGUAUUGAGAGCUGGAUUUCUACGAGGACUUUGGGAGUGAUUGUUGGCAGUGAUAGCUUUUUGUUGUGUUGUGUAGUAAAAAUCUAUGACACUCACUUUGAGUAUUGCCUUUUAAAACAAACUCUAUUGGGUUUUAACAAAUACACAAACUAUAAUAUCCCAAUUAUUUCAUUAUCUUCAGAAUUUAAGCAUUUCCAUCAAUAGUUUUAUUGAACUUGCAUAGACUCUGAUAGAGAAUUUUGUGCAAGUUUAUCAUUCCUAAUUCAUUAGGAGAUUUUACAUUCCUCAAAAUGAUACAGUAAUUGCAGGACUGAAACGUCCCUGUAGUGCGACUGUGCCUUCAUAACUCAAUAAUGGAAAGCUUGCUGCUAAUCUUGUACUGGCCUAUACUGACCUACAGAAAAAUGACACUUCGUAUCAGGGUGAGUCCCUAGGAUUAAAGAUUUUGUCUUAAAUUUAGCUCUCUUUCCAAAUGUUUCGGGAUCAGGGUAAAUUUUCUGUAGCUGUGCAUCUCAAUUGAAAUAUUAGUGAUUUGAAAUUUCUCUUCUAAAGGAGACAUCAGCUGAACAGAAUCAUGGGUGCAGUCUACAUGUUCUUUCUCAAUCAUGCUCAGUACUACGGUUAAGAGGUGCAGUAUCAGAAUGCAUUGCAUUACUCAAUUCAUUGUGAAUUGAUAAUUUUGUCCCCAAGUACAACACCUUGUCAGACUCUCUGAAUUUUUAGGGCAAGGAUCAGAUUUGUAUCAGCAAUUGGAAUUUGUGAAUGGCCCUUUUGAAGACAGACCUCUAAGUGGCCAACACAUAAUUUGUUAGAAAUAGCCAUUGGCAACUAUGGGUUAAAAGAGCUGCAUUCAUAUAAUUUGCCCGUGAGCACUUCUGUAGCACAAGUGUAACUGAAGGAAAAAAUCAAAGGUGACCUUUCGUGUAACCUAAGCUUCCUGUGACAGUUGUCACUGGGCUUGCUGCACUGGGAUGAAAUUGUGUGUGAUCAUUUCUUGAUGCACUUGAGCUGACUAUUGAACCACCUUGUCAUUCCCCUCAAGGGCAAGUGGCGAGACAGAGUCGAUUGUAACCUCCGCUGCUGACAGUGGUCAGGUAUGAGACUGACUCUGACUCAGCCUACACAGUGUCAGCCCAUUUUGAAUUGCUUCAAUGUUUUUUUUUCAUUUUACAAUAAAUAAUUCCAUUUUUAAAAAAAAAGGUCUGUAACCAAUUAGAACCAUUGACUGGAGAAUUCUUGUUCUACUGUAAUAGAUCUUAUCAACUAAUGGUGUUUCCAGUUCAAACCAUAUCCUAGAAAAACAAAUACAUUUUAAGCCUCAGAACUGUUGAUUCACUGUAUAUCACUUGAUAGCAGAAACUGUCAUUUAAUUAAACAAAACACACCUUCAAUAAAAUAAAAUAGUUGAGUA